UUGAAAUCUCUUUGCCCCAGUCUGACUAAUCAUGGGUUCCCUCUCAGAAGGCAAAAAACUGACCCAACCCGACUCCGGCAAAGACACACCACCGGACUUCCGAUCACUGAAAGAGGUCCCAGCCUCCUACUUAAGGUCGGAGAUUGAUUACAACUCCUUUGUGAACUUGAUUGAUUCACAAGCAUAUGUUCCUGUUGUGGACCUUGCAGACCCUAAUAUUAUUGAACUGGUGGGCCGGGCAUUUCAGACAUAUGGUGUCUUCCAAGUCACCAACCAUGGCAUUCACAUGGGCCUCAUAAAGGAUACCGAGAUUGAGGCCCGAAGGCUCUUCUCCCUACCUGCCGAACAAAAGCUCAAAGCCCUCCACCCGCCGGAUGGGUCCGCAGGCUAUGGACUCACUCGUUUCACACCCUUCUUCGAUAGAUUGAUGUGGAAUGAAGGAUUUUCCAUUAUGGGGUCCCCCAUUGAUGAUGCCCGCAAGCUUUGGCCAGACAACUACACAAUAUUCUGUGAUGUAAUAGAAGGGUAUCUGAAGCAGAUGCAGGAGCUGUCCAUGAAAUUGAAGAGGCUGAUCCUUGCCUCAUUGGGCUUGACUACUGAAGAAGAUCUAAAGAUGGCUGGGCUUGGCCCAUCAGGUGAAUUCACUGAAGGCUGCAUCACUGCUCUCCAGUUGAAUCAUUACCCACCCUGUCCCAACCCAAAACAGGUCAUGGGUCUAGCUGCACACACAGAUACAUCCAUGUUCACCAUCCUCUACCAAGGUGAUAUAAGUGGUCUCCAAGUCUACCGUGAAGGGGUUGGAUGGGCCACGGUGCCACCAGUACCUGGUGCCUUCGUCGUCAAUGCCGGUGACCUCCUCCAUAUACUAUCCAAUGGCCGGUUCCCAACCCUCGUCCACCGUGUGCUUGCGAACCCAGCCCACAACCGCAUCUCCUUGGCCUACUUCUAUGGCCCAACACCAAACGCUCAGAUCAAGCCAUUCUCCAAUCUGGUCGAACCAGGCGAUGUCCCUCGCUAUUGUUCUAUGCUGUGGGGAGAGUACAUCAACACCAAAGCCAAGCAUAUUGGCAAGGCCCUUUCUCUUGUUAGCAAUAUAGAACAAAAACAGACUCAGGAAGGGGGUUGUCUCUAUGAAGAGGUUGGUUAAUGGGUGUUAUAUACUAUAGGCAAUCACUCUUGAGGUUAUAUUGUGGGGGUCCAAAUUGAACAAAACAUUUCAUAGUUGUUAUUUUGUACCGACUUUAUUAUUCCAAAACCCUAAAAGGGAGAUGAAAUGAUAUUCAUUCUCCAAUGAUCGAUGUAAGCCAAGAGGUGAAAGCCCUUAGAAUAAUAAGAAAUGAUUAAAAGACCA
Messenger RNA from Macadamia integrifolia, 1351 nucleotides. Its product is annotated as gibberellin 3-beta-dioxygenase 1-like. The transcript has 2 exons. The coding region runs from base 32 to 1147 and encodes 371 amino acids. The record is from RefSeq and is a predicted model, not a curated record. Gene Ontology annotation, molecular function: gibberellin 3-beta-dioxygenase activity. Lineage: Eukaryota; Viridiplantae; Streptophyta; Magnoliopsida; Proteales; Proteaceae. Gene Ontology annotation, biological process: gibberellin biosynthetic process; response to light stimulus.